This is a messenger RNA of Moneuplotes crassus, 1563 nucleotides long. The record is from the annotation of a GenBank genome assembly. Lineage: Eukaryota; Ciliophora; Spirotrichea; Euplotida; Euplotidae.
UUUAAUCAAAUGGAGUCUCUUAACUUCGACAAAUAUCCAUUCCUUGCUGAACUUGGAUUUGAAAAAGAGAGCUAUGGUUGCUACACCAACGGUGAGUGGAAAUCGGGGGAGGAAACUGUCAACAGCGUCAAUCCUCAUGACAACUCAAUUACUGCUACAGUCAAGCUAGCAACUCCUGAGAACUAUGAAGAGUGUAUUAAGAGUAUGGAAGCAGAGAAGGCAGCCUGGAUGAUGCUCCCAGCUCCGGCAAGAGGGGAGAUAGUGAGGCAGGUUGGGGAGAGAAUGAGGGAGAAGAAAGAUGCACUAGGGUCUUUGGUGGCGUUGGAGAUGGGGAAGGUCAAGAAUGAAGGUGACGAUGAAGUACAAGAAGUCAUUGAUACCUGAGACUUUGCUUGUGGUCUAUCUAGAGCAUUGGAAGGUAAGGUACUUCCUUCAGAAAGACCAGGACAUAUGAUGCUUGAGUGCUGGAACCCACUGGGUAUUGUAGGCGUCAUUACUGCAUUUAACUUUCCAACUGCUGUCUUCGGAUGAAAUGCUUGCAUUGCACUUAUCUGUGGAAAUCUUAUUCUCUGGAAGGGAUCUGAUACAACUCCAUUAGUAUCUAUUGCUACUGCUAAGAUUUUUGCUGACGUCUUAAAGGAAAACGGAUUCAAUUCUGUUGUCAGUCUUUGUCAAGGAAACGGAAUAGAAAUUGGAGAGCUUAUGACCAAUGACAAGAGAGUUCCUCUAGUUUCGUUCACAGGAUCUACUCGUGUUGGAAGAAUCGUAGGAAAUACUGUUAGCAAAAGAUUUGGAAAGACAAUCCUUGAAUGAGGAGGAAACAAUGCAGUUAUUAUCCUUGAUGAUGCUAAUAUUGAAGCUGCUCUUGAAGAAUGCGUUUCCUCAGCAGUUGACACUACUGGUCAAGUAUGAACAUCUUGUAGAAGACUCUAUCUUCAGGAAAAUAUCUAUGAUGAUUUCAUUGAAAAGCUGGUGAAUUCAUACUCAGAUAUCAAAAUCGGAGACCCUUUUAAUGAUGAAACUGAUAUUGGACCUCUCCAUAAUAAAGCUGGGGUAGAAAUCUACAAGAACGCCAUCGAAGAAAUCAAGAACCAAUGUGGAAAGAUAUUGACUGGAGGUAAUGUUAUUGAAGGUGAUGGAAACUAUGUUGAGCCAACCAUAGUUGAGAUUGACAAGGAUUCAGAGAUUGUACAGACCGAGACCUUUGCUCCAAUCCUUUACGUGUUUAAGAUUAAGGAUGUUGAUGAAGCUAUUAAGUUCAACAAUGAUGUUCCACAAGGACUUAGCUCAUCUCUGUUUACAAAUGAUCUCAAGAACUACUUUAAGUGGAUUGGCCCACUCGGAUCUGACUGUGGUGUAGUUAAUUGCAAUGUCGGAUCUAAUGAUGCAGAAAUCGGUGGAGCAUUCGGAGGAGAGAAAGAGACAGGUGGUGGCAGAGUAUCCGGAUCAGAUGCUUGGAAGCAAUACAUGAGAAGAAGCACCUGUACUGUCAACUUCUCUACAAGCUUGCCAUUAGCACAAGGAAUCAAAUUUGAUGUCUAAAUGAUUUGCUCCUUAACUUAA